Diachasma alloeum is the source of this 1954-nucleotide messenger RNA. Its product is annotated as TELO2-interacting protein 2. The record is from RefSeq and is a predicted model, not a curated record. The coding region runs from base 491 to 1783 and encodes 430 amino acids. NCBI's taxonomy places the organism in Eukaryota, Metazoa, Arthropoda, Insecta, Hymenoptera, Braconidae. The transcript is spliced from 6 exons. Gene Ontology annotation, cellular component: centrosome; cytosol; nucleoplasm.
ACAAAUCCAGGAAUGCAGGGAAUCAAGUUAUUCGUCUGCUAUAUCGAAAAAUAAAACGCAGAAUCUCUCAUCACUAACUGCAAUUCGUUAGCGGAAUUUUCGUACUGUUUUCUCCUUUUUAAUAGAGCCAAAUUGCGCAACUAUUUCGUUCUAUGUAGUGUAUUGGCUGCUUAUUCAAAGACAUUAUUCUCAUCUCAGCUGAGUCUCCCUGAUACUACUCUAACAAUGGUGAAUCCAAAGAAUUUGACAAUAAAAAUUUUUCGCGAAGAAUAAAAAUUCUGCAAAUAGAAUUUGGAAGCUGUCUGAACUAGAGAGGAGUAGUCCACUGAUUCCGAUAAUAAUUGAGAAAUUGCGGAGGAAAUGAUGACGAACUAUGGGCCAAAAUAUGUCUUCAGAAUUUUUGAAAUUCCUCGUGUGCUGUACACGAGCAAUUGAAAAAUUUAUCUGUGAUAAAUUUGUAAACCGAAAGGAUUGAAAUUGAGCGAUAGGAAUGGUGAACAUGGAAGAAUUAAUGAGAGAAAUGGAGAGCAUGAAGAUCACGGGUAACUCAGCAUCCGCACUUCUCUGGAAAAAAUGUGUCGACACAUUUGUUCCUCAAUGCAUGAGUGGAGUGGACAUGCCAUGUGUUGAAAAAGAUUUUCAAGACUAUCGAGCAACACUCGAUUGUAAUCUCACGGAAAUCUGUGGAGUGUUUCGUCGGCUUUUUUUGGAGUCUAAUGAAGGAGGGAAUGACGAAGAAGUGAUGAGGAUCAUUGUGAUACAUCUGAUUAUCACUGUUGGGGAGCAGAGCGAGAGGAGCCCUUGGAAUACUAAUGAAACCCCUGGGAUUGUUCAGAAUAUUAUGACUGAUAUUUGCGGAUUAAUUGGAAAUAGCAAUCUAUCUAGUGUCUUAUGUGGGCCUGAUGAUAAACUUCAGACAAUUUUGAUGAUUCUUAGGCCUAAACUGAUGAGCGAUACGUGGAAAACUUAUCCUGGCGCCGUAACUUGUUAUAAAUGGCUAUUAAAUCAAGUCGAGAUUCCUGGGCUGGCGAAAUAUUUAUCGAGCAUUCUUCCAACGGCAUUAAUUAUUUUCGACGAUUUUAUGCCAGAAAAUAGAAUUAUCGGGUUAGAAUGUAUCUACAGAAUAAUUCAACACUCUUCAACGCACAGAGAAUUUGUGGAAAAUGGCUAUGCUGAGGUUGUAUAUGAUGCUGUGGAAAAAUUGACACAUCAACGUGAUGUAAGAUAUGUCAUCCCAACGUUCAUUUGCAUCACACAUGUUUUGACUGCUAUUGAAAACAAUAAUGAUUCUUCGAGCAGAUUUGAGUGGACAAAGAGAGAUGACGUGAUAGCAACAAUUCUAGAUAAUAUGGAAAUGGAGCAGGACUUGGAUUUACGUCACGCAUACAUGACGAGUUUACCCCAACUUUUAACAGAUCUUGGAUGUGCCAAAUGGUUGCAAAGACUCAUUAGGAUACUUGAGGAAUACUGUAGUCAUCACACAGAUUUGAGAACUCUGAAAGCAACUCUGCAGACUGCAGAAGUUAUUCUCACCUUGUUCCACCUGCGGAUUCCAGCCCACUGCACCCCACUCUACACAGCAUUCCUCAAGCUCCAUUUGGAUCUAACCGAAACGCCAAUUUUCGAUAAAGAAAUAAUUAAUUGUUUAGGGCGAUGUAUUUAUACUUUAUAUCAAUUGACUCCAAAUGUUGGUUCGGUAAUAAUGCGAGAUGAUCGUAUUCGCGCUAUUAUUGAGGAUAGUCUGCUUUUUGCAUGUACUGGUGAUACAAAAUAUUGUAAUUAGAUGUCGUGAUAAUGAAUUAGUACUUAUAAUCACUUUUAGACGCGUAUCUAACGUGAAGUAAUGAAUUAAUUCGAAAAUACGCCAAUGUACAGUUAUUUUUCUCUUUCGUAGUUGAACGUCUUUGUAAUUUUCUAGUCUGAGAAAUUUAAUAAAAUUGUUUCUCUGAAUGAA